Messenger RNA from Lottia gigantea (owl limpet), 9214 nucleotides. RefSeq lists its product as hypothetical. The coding region runs from base 1 to 8109 and encodes 2702 amino acids. The transcript is spliced from 35 exons. The record is from RefSeq and is a predicted model, not a curated record. Gene Ontology annotation, molecular function: calcium ion binding. NCBI's taxonomy places the organism in Eukaryota, Metazoa, Mollusca, Gastropoda, Lottiidae.
AUGUAUCGCCGUUGGAGAAAUUUACUUUCUAAGUUGGUAACCGUUUUAAGAAGUAGCCAAAUUGUUCUUUCAGCACCAGAACCAACUCCUAUUCCAAUUACGCUGGCUCCCGCAGGGAAGAGUUGUACUGAAACCCCAAUAGAUUUAGUCAUCAUUCUUGAUGCCUCCACAAGUGUAACAGAACCCAACUUUAAAUUGAUGCUGAAUUUCUUGAAGGAUUUCCUAUCAGGAGCGGACAUUGAUGGAGGCAGAGUUCGUGUUGGUGUUAUAAUAUAUAGUACUAAAGACCACGUGCAGUUCCAUCUUAACCGGUAUAAAACCAAUCAAGAUGUUUAUAAUGCUAUAGAUAAUAUCCCAUACCGAUUUGGUAGUACCAAUACAGCUAAUGCUCUUAGAACAGUGCAUAGAGAAAUGUUUACACAACGUAAUGGUGAUCGUCCUGGUGUAGAUAAUAUUUGUAUUCUUUUAACUGAUGGUGUCUCUAAUAUCAAUUCUCGAAGAACAAUUCCUGAAGCUGAGGCAGCUCGUAGUAAAAAUAUCCAUAUCUAUGUUAUUGGUAUUGGUUUAACUGAUUUAAGAGAAGUUGAUGGUAUAGCUACUCGACCAAUUGAAGAAAACAGAUUUGCGGUGAAGGAUUUCAACGAACUGACUCCGAUGAAAGACAAAGUGUUUAAAUCUUUAUGUUUCUCUCAAUCACCACAGCCAGUCCGUACAACCACAGCACCAGAACCAACUCCUAUUCCGAUAACUUUAGCUCCCGCAGUGAAGAGUUGUUCUGGCACCCCAAUAGAUUUAGUCAUCAUUCUGGAUGCCUCCACAAGUGUAACAGAACCCAACUUUAAAUUGAUGCUGAAUUUCUUGAAGGAUUUCCUAUCAGGAGCGGACAUUGAUGGAGGCAGUGCCCGUGUUGGUGUUAUAAUAUAUAGUACUAAUGACCACGUGCAGUUCCAUCUUAACCGGUAUAAAACCAAUCAAGAUGUUUAUAAUGCUAUAGAUAAUAUCCCAUACCGAUUUGGUAGUACCAAUACAGCUAAUGCUCUUAGAACAGUGCAUAGAGAAAUGUUUACACAACGUAAUGGUGAUCGUCCUGGUGUAGAUAAUAUUUGUAUUCUUUUAACUGAUGGUGUCUCUAAUAUCAAUUCUCGAAGAACAAUUCCUGAAGCUGAGGCAGCUCGUAGUAAAAAUAUCCAUAUCUAUGUUAUUGGUAUUGGUUUAACUGAUUUAAGAGAAGUUGAUGGUAUAGCUACUCGACCAAUUGAAGAAAACAGAUUUGCGGUGAAGGAUUUCAACGAACUGACUCCGAUGAAAGACAAAGUGUUUAAAUCUUUAUGUUCCUCUCAAUCACCACAGCCAGUCCGUACAACCACAGCUGAAACACCUUUACCAAUAACGCUGGCACCAGCUCGUGGACGAGAUUGUGCAAGUGCCAAGACAGAUUUGGUGUUCAUUCUCGAUGCAUCAACCAGUGUCACCGAGCCUAACUUUAAAAAGAUGCUUAACUUCUUAAAAGAUUUCUUAACGGUUGCUGAUCUAGAUAGUGGCAAUGUUCGAGUUGGUGUAGUUAUCUACAGUACAAAGGAUCAUGUCAUCUUCCAUCUCAAUGAAUACUCCAACAGGCGUGAUAUUUAUAAUGCUAUAGACAAUAUCCCAUACCGAUUUGGUAGUACCAAUACAGCUGAUGCUCUUAAAACAAUGCAUACAGAAAUGUUUACACAACGUAAUGGUGAUCGUCCUGGGGUUGAAAACGUCUGUAUUUUGGUCACUGAUGGUGUCUCUAAUAUCAAUUCUCGAAAAACAAUUUCUGAGGGUGAAAACGCACGAAAUAAGAAUAUCCAUAUGUAUGUUAUUGGUAUUGGUCUGAAGGAUACUAGAGAAAUCGAUGGUAUUGCAACUAAACCACUUGAACAGAACAGAUUCAACGUUGCAGAUUUCGACCUCUUAGUAGGUCUUAAAGACCAAGUAUUUGCCUCAUAUUGCGGAUCGUCUAAACCACCUAGCUUUGUAACGCUACCUCCACCAACAGAGACCUGUGGAAGAUCUAAAGUUGAUCUUAUAUUUGUCCUUGAUUCCUCAACAAGUGUGACACAAGCAAAUUUUGACAAGAUGUUAAGAUUUGUACAAGAGAUUUUAAGAUAUGCUGAUAUUGAUACCGACUAUAUACGAGCUGGUCUUGUAACGUUCAGUAAUGAAGUAUACGUCCAAUUCCAUCUGAAUGAAUAUACCAGAAAGUCAGAUAUGUUACGGCGCAUCCAAAAUACUAAAUUCAAUUAUGGCAAAACCAACACAGCUGGUGCUCUACGAACGAUGAGAACUGAAAUGUUCACACCGUUUAAGGGAGAUCGACCAUUGGUGCCAAAUAUAGCUAUAGUGAUUACAGAUGGUGUUUCCACAGAAAACCCGAGAAACACCAUACCCGAGGCUAGACGAGCCCAUCAAGAAGGCAUUCUAAUCUACUCGAUUGGUAUUGGGUUGACCGACACUCGCGAACUAAACAGCAUAGCAACACCACCCGCUCGUGAUAACGCGUUCAGUGUUAAUACUUUUGAUGAAUUAAUUACAUUGCGUGAUCUGGUAUUCUCGGCUAUUUGUCCAAAAACAGCAGCUCCAACUCCCCCACCAAGUUGUGGAUUUUCGAAGUUGGACUUGGCUUUAAUGUUGGAUACAUCUUCUAGUGUGACACAGGAAAACUUUAAUAAAAUAAAACAUUCUGUAAAGAACUUAAUAAAAAUGUUGGACAUUGACUCUGGUAAUGUGCAAGUGAGUCUGAUAACUUAUAGCACAGAUACAUUUAUUCAGUUCCACAUGAAGACGUUCAAACGUAAAGAUGAAAUGUUGAAAAAAAUUGACGAAGUUCCUUAUCAGUUUGGUCUGACUAAUACCGCUGGUGUCUUUGAUUUUAUGAGAAAAUAUAUCUUCUCUCGCCGUGCUGGUGAUCGGACUGACGUACCCGAUAUGGUAGUGCUUAUGACGGAUGGAGUGUCGGACGUUAACUCUGCUAAUACUAUACCUCAAGCCAGAGGAGCUUUGGCAGAGGGAAAACAUAUUAUUGGUGUUGGAAUAGGACUACCUGAUGCUAAGGAAAUACGACAACUUGUUUCCCAACCUGUGACCGAAAAUCUCAUAAUUCUCCGAAAUUUUAAUGAGCUAUGGCGUUUGGAAGAGAAACUUAUUAGGAAAAUGUGCUCUGCAGCAACUCCAAGACCAACUGCCUACAGCCCAACAGGAUAUGACGUAGUUUUGAUGCUGGAUACAUCUGUCACUGAUAGGCAAAUGGGAUGGAUCAAGAACUUCGCUAAAAACAUCGUUUCCGAGAUGGAUGUGGAUACUGGGGAAUAUAGAGUUGGUGCCAUGACCUUCGGACGAAGACCAAACGUUGAGUAUGACUUAGAAAAACACAAGUUCUCUGAUGAAGCUGUUGUUCCAUUCGAUAAAUUGUCAACUACCAGAGGUACACCUGAUAUGGUCUCUGCCUUUGAUACUGUACGCAACAGGAUGUUUACUCAACCAUCUGGAGACAGACCUAGAGCUAGAAAUUUUAUCGUCAUGAUUACUGGUAAUGAAGGAAGCCGCAACACUCCACAGGCCGUAGCUGCUGCUAAACGUCUAGAAAAUGCCGGCGUCGGUAUUUACACAGUUGGCUUGAAUUUGAGAAACACAAACGAAAUUGAUGGCAUCUCCACCAAACCAUUAAGUGAAUGGCAGUAUCUUGUUAACAGUGAGCCUGGUUUGAUGGAAACACCAAGCGUUAUUUUAUACAACAUGCGCAAUGCUGGACCAGUCCCACCACCAACAACACCUCCACCAACAACUACAACAAGACGGACGACUACAACUCGCAGACCCACUACAACGCGUAGAACAACAACACGACGUACCACCACCAGACGUACAACAACGAGAAGAACUACUACUACUCCAAGACCUACUGCAUACAGCCCUACCGGAUAUGACGUUGUUUUGAUGUUAGAUUCAACAGUCAACAACGAACAAUGGGGAUGGAUGAAGGACUAUGCUAAAAACUUCAUAAAUCAAAUGGAUAUGGCCAGUGGAGAAUACAGAGUUAGUACCAUGACGUUUGGUGCAGCUCCAAGGGUAGAAUACUACUUGGAUAAACACCACCAUACCGAUGAAGCCGCUGCACCAGUUGAUAAAUUUAGACAGACACGAGGAACACCGGACUUUUCCAGAGCUUUCAAUGCUGUUCGAGACCGAAUAUUUACAAACAAUCGCGGAGAUCGUCCUAGAGCUAAAAACUUCGUUGUAAUUGUCACUGGUAAUGAGAAAGGUCGACAUUCUGGUCGAUCUGCUGAAGCUGCUAAACGUCUUGAGCACACUGGUGCUGGUAUUUUCACAGUUGGUCUUAAUCUUGGUGAUACAACAGAACUUGAUGGUAUGACUACCGACCCAAGGGAGGAAUAUCAAUUCUUAGUCAACAAUAAACCAGGUUUGGAGGAGACCUCUGGCGUUAUUUUAUAUAAUAUGCAAAAUGCUGCUGAAAUAACCGCACCACCACCCACUACUAGACGUCCUGUAACACGACGUCCCGUUACUAGAAGACCUACUCUUGAACCAGUUACAUAUGAUUGGACCAACACAGAAUGCAAGACAACUGCUGAUAUAUUGUUCCUCAUUGAUACAUCUGGAAGUGUUGGACAGGAUAACUUCGGUAAACUGAUCAAUUUUACCAUCGCUGCUGUUGCCCAAUUAGACAUUGAUCUCGGACUUCACAGAGUGGGUAUGAUGACAUUCAGUGACUCUGCUCAUAUUGCCUUCCAACUGAAUCAAUACCAAAGAAAGAGUGAGCUCAUCAGUGCAAUCAGAAGAGUUAACUACCAUUAUGGAUAUACUCACACUGCUGAAGCUUUUAGAGUAGCUCGUGAAAGGAUGUUAACACCCGGCGCCGGUGAUAGAGCAGACUCCCCCAACAUGAUUGUCAUUGUAACUGAUGGAGAAUCUAAUAUCAACCCAGCUGAGACAGUACCAGAAGCUAGAUAUCUAAAGCGACUCGGCAAUUCCAUUAUUACCGUGGGAAUAGGUUUUACUCAAGAAUAUAUCAAUGCUGAUACACAUAGUAGUAAUGAACUUAGGGAUAUUACGUCACCUCCUAUGGAGGAUAACCUGAUGUUUGUGGACAACUAUGAUUCAUUGGUACAUCUGAAAGACAAACUUGUUCAUCCGAUUUGUACAGAUCCCGAUCUCUGUCAAACGGCUCCAUGUCAGAAUGGUGGUAUUUGUUUGGAUGGCCUUAGAAGCUACACCUGUGUUUGUCAACCUGAUUACUUCGGACAUGACUGUGAUAAGAGUUGUGGUCAGCCCGCUGAUGUUGCCUUUAUUCUGGAUUCCUCCACAACAGUUGGAUCUUCCAACUUUGCCAGAAUCAAGAUGUAUGCUGAACAACUUGUCCGAGAAAUGAAUGUCGAAAACUGUAACAUCCGCAUUGGUGUUUUGAAAUACAGCUCUGCACCAAUGCUACAAUUCUCCAUUGGUGAAUUAGGUACCGAUACUGAAGCCAUUACUAGAGCCAUCAAUAGAAUCAGUUAUACACGAGGUCGAGCCAAUAUGGCUGGCGCCCUCCACAGUUUGAGAACUAGUGUAUUUAACGGUUAUAAUGGUGAUAGAAGCGGUGUUAGAAACGUAGCUUAUCUGAUUACUGAUGGUAGCGCUGAAAUCAAUCGAGAUAACACUAUGGCUGAAGCUGAAUUAGCCAUUCAAUCUGGUAUUCGACUCAUCCCAAUUGGAGUAGAACUAAGAGAUCGCGAAGAGGUUACAAACAUAGCUGAGUCUCAGGGUAUUACUCUUACUGAAAUGAACGAUGGUGAAAGCAUUAGAGAUAAAUCUGAUAUUUUGAUGAACAACUUGCACGAUAAAUCAUAUAGUGUAUCAGGUGGAGGAAAUGGUUCUGCCGGAGGUUCCGGUACCGGUUUUGGUGCUGGUUCCGAUUACUGCUCUGGUAGUCCCUGUCUCAAUGGUGGUACCUGUUAUAAUGAUGGCAAUAGUUACAGAUGCGAAUGCUCUGGUGGUUACUCUGGAACUGACUGUGAACAAGAAUGCAGUGGAAAGGCCGAUGUUGUAUUUGUGGUGGAAUCCUCAAGAUAUUCGACAAGAAAGGACUUCCGUAUGAUCAAGAGAUUCAUCAGAAACGUUGUCCUCAAGAUGAUUUUUAGAACAGAUAGCUAUAGAGUAGCCAUUGUGGAGUAUGGUAGUUCGUCUAAGGUCGUUUUAAAUCUUGCUGAUGGUGACAAGAAACGUAAUGUACAGACUCAUGUAGCUGGGCUAAGAUUGAUUGGCGGAGAACCAGAUCCAGCUAAUGCCUUAAAGAAAGUGUUAUAUAGUGUGAUAAAUUCACCCGGUGAUAGACGUGAUGUUCCCAACUAUGUGGUAUUCUUAACCAGAAGUAUGAAUAAUUUCUAUGAGAUCUCGAAAACAGCAAACAAAUUGAAAGUCAGCGGUGCUCGCAUCAUUAGUGUUGGUAUUGACACAACGGCUACUAUGAAUGAACAACUUCAAACUAUCUCGUCCUACCCUACAGACAGAACAUUGUUCCUAGCUCGUGAUGCUUCUGAUUUACAAGAUACAGCUAGUGAAUUCACCAACUUUGUUUGUGAAAGUACUGGCAAAUCUGUUGACGUCUGUAGAGAUAACCCUUGUUUAAAUAAUGGACGAUGUGAACCAAGUGGUACAGGAUAUAUGUGUAGUUGUAGUAGUGGAUAUGCUGGCAAAGACUGUGAGCGAUCAUGCAACUCCAAGGCUGAUAUAGUGUUCCUAAUCGACUCAUCUGGUAGUGUAGGAGGACAAAGUUUCAGAGUUAUUAAAGACUAUAUACACCAUUUGGUAGAAAAUAUGAACAUCGGAUCUGAUGCUACACGAGUUGGUGCUGCUAUCUUCAAUUCUUUCAGUAAAACUGAGUUUUAUUUGGACCAGUAUUCUAAUAAGAGAGACCUACAGAACGCUAUUUCUGGUAUACAGUACGAAUAUGGUAACACUAAUACUGCUGGUGGUAUCAAAAUGGCCAGGACUCAGAUUUUCAACAAAAAGCGAGGUGAUAGAGAGAACGUACCUAACUUCUUGUUCAUCCUUACCGAUGGUCUGUCCAAUGUUAAAGCUGAAAAUACCAUACCUGAGGCUACAGCUGCUAAGGAUCAGGGUAUUCAUAUAUUUGCUGUUGGUGUUGGUUUUGCUGAUCGAUGGGAAGUUGAUGCAAUGGCUUCUGAACCUAUCUCCAAUAACGCUUUCAUGGUAGAGAAUUUCCAGAGCUUGUGGAAUAUUUCCGGUGAUAUUAUCAACUAUGUAUGCCGCGAUGAUAGUGUGUGUGCCGAUAACCCAUGUCUGAACGAUGGUUUGUGUAUACCUGGUAUUGGUGACUAUAAAUGUAAUUGCCAAGAUGGUUAUCUUGGUAAAAACUGUGAUAUAGAUUGUCGAGCAAGGAAAGAUAUCGCAAUUGUUGUAGACUCAUCUACAAGCGUAGGACCAGAAAACUUUCAAGUCAUGCUGAAAUACCUUGCCGACCUCAUUGAAUCUUUGACCGCAGGUGGCCAGGAUCACCGAUUUGCACUCAUUCUCUACAGUACGCGGGUGAACUUGAUUUUCAGUUUUAAGCGAUAUCGACGAUUGGAUCAAAUUUUGGAUGCUGUCUACACCACGCAAUAUAUGCCUGGAGCUACCAAUACUGCUGGUGGUCUUCGUGUAGCAGGUGAAGUUUUUGGAGACGGGUAUGGAGAACGAUUCGGUGCAGAUAAUGUUGCUCUAUUGUUAACUGAUGGAAAAUCUAACUUAAAUUAUGAAGAUACGUUGCCAGCCGCAGAAGAUCUCAAAAAGGCUGGGGUUAAAGUGAUAACCUUAGGAAUUGGCUUGAAGGACACUCAAGAAAUUACAGAUAUUGCGUCUAGUCCACAAGAUGUGUUCCAGGUUACAUCAUUUGACACCUUAGAUGAAAUAAAACAAGAUAUUGUUGGUAACUCGUGUGUGGAGGUUCAACAAACACCACGCGGAAGACGACCAGAACCACGGGUUGAAGAACCAGAAAGAAAUGAAGAAGACUUUGGAAGGGAAGAAGGUGGAUAUGGAGGAGAAGAAGGAGGGUAUGGAGGAGGAGAUGAUUAUGGAAGAUAAUUUUAUUUUAUUUUCUACCAUUAUACCAAUAGCAUCGAAUAGUCCUGCAGCACACCGAUGAUUUAUAGCGAGGAAGCUGUGAGGAUACAAGUCAUUUUUAGAAAUUAUCUUCUUCAAUUGAAAAUGCUCAGUGAAAAUAGAUGCUAAAUGCUUUUUAUAAUUUUUUUUUAAAUUUUGAUAUCAUGUACAUACUUUAUAGACUAACGUUUUGCACUGCUUUAUUUAAUACGCUUUUUAUAAAAUAUACAUGUAACACUUAAGUGCUAAAGUCAAUUUUGUGACUGAGAUAACAGCUAUAAAUGGUACAUUUCUUGAUCAAUUUUAAAGAUCUCUAUAGGAGUAUCAAAUACUAAUCAAUAAUUCCACAUAAUUAUUCACAUCAUUAUGUUAUUAAUACAUUUAUAUUAAUAGAUUAAUUUUGGCUUCAAAUGGCUGACAUCACUCAGAAGGAAAUGUGUUUUCCUCCAAGAUGUAAGAUAUGUGUCAUCCUAAAAUUUAAAACCACCAAUAAAGAUUUUAUAGUUAUUUAGAUGGGUUAUCUGUUUAUCAAGUGUAGAGGCAAAGCAUUCCAAAUAUCGACAAAAAUACACGGUCUGGGCUUACUUCAUGUAAGCAUCAACCAAAAAGUCAAAUGGUCCCUUCAAAUGGUCCCUGUGCUUGAGACUUUCAUCGACAUCAUGGCGUGCACCAAAAGCCUGAUCAGGAGCGGAAAAAUAAGAUAUCUCGCUUUUCUAUUAAAUAACCAAGCAAAAUCUUAAUAUUGCUCAACAAUUUUCUAAACUAUUUAAGUGUGUCGGAACACUGAUAGCAUCGAUUAACACCAUUCUCAAUCUGUGAGUCCUUUUGACGUAAUUUUUACAAAAGACGCUAAUCAUUUAUUAUCAACUUUUGCGAUAGUGGCGUCAUACAGCGUUAAGCAUUUCUAUAACUGCAGUAAAAUUGGAGUGAUGCAAAUAGAAUCCAUAAAUUUAGUUUAGAAAACCACUUUACAAUUCCUUUAAAAUGCCCCUUAUAACAUUUACAACAAUAUGAAUUAUUUUUGGGAUUCCAUUUCUUCUUUACUUAUAUAUCCAUCUCCGUCUGUAUCAUAGGUUUCUUGUAUUAG